Miscanthus lutarioriparius is the source of this 1272-nucleotide messenger RNA. The record is from the annotation of a GenBank genome assembly. Lineage: Eukaryota; Viridiplantae; Streptophyta; Magnoliopsida; Poales; Poaceae.
AUGCUCAAGAAAGCACCACAUCUUUUUUUCUACAUUGCUGAUGAAACUGGAAAUCAGACCACUAUGGGUUCAUAUGAACCUUCAUCAAGAGGCCCUGUUCUUUUGGCUUCUGGGUCGCAUGAGGAGAUUGGUGAUUGGGAAUUGCACUUGAGAUCUGAGGACAAUUUGGAAAUUCACAGAGCUGGAUUCAAAUCAAUGAGUAUGCAUAAUCUGAGUGACCUAGUACAACAAGCUGUUGCGACUAAUGCAAUACAAACUGGAAACCUUAACCUACCAGAUAUUACUGAAGAUUCUUCAAAUAUAAUGGUCUAUCAGAUUGAUUCCAGACAAUUAUCUGUUGGUAGAGCUGCCUUGUCAAGUCUUCUUGGCGGCGUUGGCUACUUCUAUGGGCAAUCCAAAGUUGCAAUUCCGAAAGGUUUUACAGCGAUGGGAUGUGCAUAUAUAUCUAUGGAUAUCAUUGGGCAUUGGUUAGAUCUGCUUAAUUCAGAUGGAUGGAUUCCCAGGGAGCAAAUCUUAGGAGCUGAAGCUUUAAGUAAAGUUCCUGAGGAGUUUGUUCUGCAGUACCCUUCAAAUGGAAACCCUCCAACUUUAUUUCUUGCGAUACGUGAUUUGGCAAGUGGUAUACAUGCACAGCAGUUUUCAGAUGAGGAAGCUGAAAAGGAUUACUAUAAGAUGUCAAAUCAACUUUCUGAUUUUGGAACACUUAACAAGUUGCACUUGGAUGACAAAAUUGGUGCUUAUUUUGAUUAUGGUAACCAUACUGAAAAGGCUCGAUUGAGAUGGUUUGAUGUGAAAGACAAGGAUACUAUGAGGCGAGAGUUCUUGCGAGAAACAUUACAACCCCCUCAGCUGCAGUUAGUACCCCAUGUUGGCUAUGUCAGCCUCUUCCCAUUCAUGAUGGGGACUAUUCCACCUGAGUCAUGGGUUCUUGAGAAGCAGCUCAAUCUGAUAUCUAAUACCUCUAUAUUAUGGACAGAUUAUGGCCUUCGAUCGCUUUCUAGAACAAGUUCAAUAUAUAUGAAGCGUAAUACAGAGCAUGACCCCCCUUAUUGGAGAGGUGCCAUUUGGAUAAACAUGAACUACAUGGUUCUUUCCACUUUUACAUCACUAUGCACAUGGAAUAUCGUGCAGAAUUACGAUGAAACAGGGUUCUUCUGGGAAAACUAUGACCAGAAGAACAAAGGAAAAGGGAAAGGUGCACGGUCAUUUACUGGAUGGACUUCACUUAUUGUUCUGAUCAUGGCGGAGUCCUACCCAACAUUGCAUAGGUGA